GUUUCGGGGAGGUUGGUCGCCUGUGGAGAGAAGCGUGUGGAAGAAGCAUGGCCCGUACAAAGCAGACGGCGCGUAAGUCUACUGGAGGAAAAGCUCCUCGUAAGCAGCUGGCUACGAAGGCUGCCCGGAAAAGCGCCCCAGCCACCGGUGGCGUGAAGAAGCCCCACCGCUACCGCCCAGGGACCGUCGCCUUGCGGGAGAUCCGCCGCUAUCAGAAAUCCACGGAGCUCCUCAUCCGGAAACUUCCCUUCCAGCGCCUGGUGAGGGAGAUCGCCCAGGACUUCAAAACCGAUCUUCGCUUCCAGAGCUCGGCUGUCAUGGCCUUGCAGGAAGCCAGCGAGGCUUACCUGGUGGGCCUGUUCGAAGACACCAACCUGUGCGCCAUCCACGCCAAGCGGGUCACCAUUAUGCCGAAGGAUAUCCAGCUGGCGCGCCGUAUCCGCGGAGAGAGGGCUUUAGUAGCGAUGUCUGGUCGUGGCAAAGGCGGGAAGGGUCUCGGCAAAGGGGGUGCUAAGCGCCACCGGAAAGUGCUGCGAGAUAACAUCCAAGGCAUUACGAAGCCGGCUAUUCGCCGCUUAGCUCGUCGGGGAGGUGUCAAGCGUAUCUCGGGCUUGAUCUACGAGGAGACCCGUGGGGUGCUGAAGGUCUUCCUGGAGAAUGUCAUCAGGGAUGCCGUGACUUAUACCGAGCACGCAAAAAGGAAGACGGUGACCGCCAUGGACGUGGUGUACGCCUUGAAGCGCCAAGGGCGCACCCUGUACGGAUUUGGUGGCUAAAAUUCAAUUUGGAAACA
Molecule: messenger RNA, 793 nt
Organism: Pogona vitticeps (central bearded dragon)
Lineage: Eukaryota; Metazoa; Chordata; Lepidosauria; Squamata; Agamidae
Product: histone H4
Cellular component (GO): nucleosome
Molecular function (GO): protein heterodimerization activity; structural constituent of chromatin; DNA binding
Source: RefSeq, a predicted model, not a curated record